AUCGAGAGGAGGGGGCUGGAAGACUGAGACGCCUCCAGCCUGAAGGGGCCGGCGGUUUGGCCACAGCAGCCCCGGACUAGCUAGCUUGUACCUUCCUGGCUAAGUGAAUGGGAUGGAGCCGGGACCGUCUGGCGCUGUGCCCUUGGGGGCCUUUCCCCCACCCCUGCAGCAAGUGUUUCAUGCCCCCCGGCGACCGGGCAUGGGCACCGUGGGCAAGCCCAUUAAGCUGCUGGCCAACUACUUUGAAGUGGAAAUCCCAAAGAUGGACGUCUAUCACUAUGAGGUGGACAUUAAGCCUGACAAGUGCCCACGGCGAGUCAACAGAGAGGUGGUGGAGUACAUGGUUCAACAUUUCAAGCCCCAGCUCUUUGGUGACAGGAAGCCUGUGUAUGAUGGCAAGAAGAAUAUUUACACCGUCUUAGCACUUCCUAUUGGGAGUGAAAAGGUGGAUUUUGAGGUAACUAUCCCUGGUGAGGGGAAAGAUCGAAUCUUUAAGGUUUCCAUCCGCUGGUUGGCCAAAGUGUCAUGGAGGCUGCUACAGGAAACUCUCGUCAGUGGUCGACUGCAAGUCCCCCUUGACUCAGUUCAAGCCUUGGAUGUGGCUAUGCGCCACUUGGCCUCUAUGAGGUACACUCCAGUGGGUCGGUCCUUCUUCUCCCCACCUGAAGGAUACUACCACCCACUUGGUGGGGGGAGGGAGGUCUGGUUUGGCUUCCAUCAGUCUGUGCGUCCCGCCAUGUGGAAGAUGAUGCUUAACAUUGAUGUGUCUGCCACGGCCUUCUACAAAGCUCAGCCUGUAAUUGAGUUCAUGUGUGAGGUUUUGGACAUUCGCAACAUCGAUGAGCAGCCCAAGACUCUCACAGACUCACAGAGGGUUCGCUUCACAAAGGAAAUUAAAGGCCUGAAGGUCGAGGUGACACACUGUGGGCAAAUGAAGAGAAAAUAUCGUGUAUGCAAUGUCACCAGACGUCCUGCCAGCCAUCAAACGUUUCCCCUUCAGCUUGAAAGUGGGCAGACGGUAGAAUGUACAGUGGCCCAGUACUUCAAGCAGAAGUACAACUUGCAGCUUAAAUACCCACACCUACCUUGUUUACAAGUUGGGCAGGAGCAAAAACACACCUACCUGCCCCUGGAGGUGUGCAACAUUGUAGCGGGUCAGCGGUGCAUUAAAAAGCUGACAGAUAAUCAGACCUCCACUAUGAUUAAAGCCACAGCUCGCUCUGCGCCCGACAGGCAGGAGGAGAUCAGUAGGCUGAUGAAGAACGCUAACUUCAACCUAGACCCAUACAUCCAGGAGUUUGGGAUCAAGGUAAAGGACGACAUGGCUGAAGUGACAGGCAGGGUGCUGCCAGCUCCCAUUCUACAGUAUGGCGGACGGAACCGGGCUAUUGCGACUCCCAACCAGGGAGUUUGGGACAUGAGGGGGAAGCAGUUUUACAACGGCAUUGAGAUCAAAGUCUGGGCGAUCGCCUGCUUUGCCCCACAGAAGCAGUGCAGAGAGGAGGUGCUCAAGAAUUUCACAGACCAGCUGCGCAAGAUUUCAAAGGAUGCUGGAAUGCCGAUUCAGGGCCAGCCAUGUUUCUGUAAGUAUGCCCAGGGAGCUGACAGCGUGGAACCCAUGUUCAGACACCUGAAAAACACCUAUUCUGGACUUCAGCUCAUCAUUGUCAUCCUCCCUGGGAAAACUCCUGUUUAUGCGGAGGUGAAGCGUGUGGGAGACACUCUGCUCGGCAUGGCCACGCAGUGUGUCCAGGUGAAAAAUGUUGUAAAAACUUCACCUCAAACUCUCUCCAACCUCUGCCUAAAGAUCAAUGUGAAGCUGGGAGGAAUAAACAACAUCCUGGUUCCUCACCAAAGGUCUGCCGUGUUUCAGCAGCCGGUUAUCUUCCUGGGAGCAGAUGUCACACAUCCACCAGCUGGAGAUGGCAAGAAGCCGUCUAUUACUGCUGUGGUAGGCAGUAUGGAUGCCCAUCCCAGCAGAUACUGUGCCACAGUGCGUGUUCAGAGACCCCGGCAGGAAAUCAUUGAAGAUUUGUCUUACAUGGUGCGGGAGCUGCUCAUCCAGUUCUACAAGUCGACGCGCUUCAAGCCCACCAGGAUCAUUUUCUACAGAGACGGCGUUCCAGAGGGACAGCUGCCACAGAUUCUUCACUAUGAGCUCCUGGCCAUCAGAGAUGCGUGCAUAAAGCUGGAGAAGGAUUACCAGCCUGGUAUCACCUACAUUGUGGUCCAGAAACGCCACCACACUCGCCUCUUCUGUGCUGACAAAUCUGAAAGAAUUGGGAAGAGUGGCAAUAUACCUGCAGGGACUACAGUGGACACCAGCAUCACUCAUCCUUUUGAGUUUGAUUUCUACCUUUGCAGCCAUGCAGGCAUACAGGGCACCAGCCGGCCGUCUCAUUACUACGUCUUAUGGGACGACAAUCGUUUCACGGCAGAUGAGUUGCAGAUUCUAACCUACCAGUUGUGCCACACGUACGUUCGUUGUACCCGUUCAGUCUCCAUCCCUGCGCCGGCCUACUAUGCCCGGCUUGUGGCCUUCCGUGCCCGCUAUCAUCUGGUGGACAAAGAACAUGACAGUGGAGAGGGCAGCCAUGUAUCGGGUCAAAGUAAUGGCCGGGACCCCCAGGCGCUGGCUAAAGCUGUUCAGAUUCACCACGACACUCUGAGGACCAUGUACUUCGCCUGAGUUUCACCAGCCAUUGUCACCAUUGUUCCCUUCCACCUCAUUUUUACCUGAGUGGGCAGAAAGCCCACACCCGCCUCAUCCCCAUCCCUUGCUCCUGACAACUACCCAGUGCACACACUUCCACAGACCUGCCAGCCAGUCUUCUUCAAUCUAAAAAACACAACGUCCUCCUGUAAUUAUGGGCUGAGCCUGCAGUCUCAUGCACUCGAUAUUUUUUGAAUAUAAUUUUGUUAUUUUUACGUCAUCAGGACAGUUGAUUUUUUUAUGUUGCUUUUUUUUUUUUAAGUGAAUAUUAUUAUGUAAUUGUAUUGUACGCUACCUUUACACUCCUAUCAAUGUAAGUAUGCAAUAGAGAUGGGAGGAAAAAUAGAUUUUAGAAAGGGCGAAAAAACAAUGGUUAAACUUUUUUUUUUUUUUACUACCGCCACAAUGCUGCCUCUACCCAUCCGAAAGACGGAUGCCAGUGUUCCAAGCCCCUGAGAGUGGGGAUCCUCCAGGUGGGCAGUACUGAGCAUGCACACACACACACACAUAUUAUUUUUAACUACUUCAUGACUUGCAUUCAUGUUUUAGAUUUUUUUUUUCUUAAAUGAUGUUAUGCUUAUUGUUUAAAAAAAACAGCCUUGAAGAGUCUGAGGUAUGGUACAUUAGCACUUAGUGUUAGCAUGUAGGUGCCACCAGUCCUGCACAUAAAGAGUUUCGUAGUUAUGCGAGGCUAGCCCUCUGGUCUUUGUAUUAGCACUGACAGAAGGAGCGGGUGUAGCGACUGUAGAUGCAGGAGAGAGAUGCUGUUGCACUCUCAGUCCUGAUUGGCUAGUCCCUAGAGAUUUAGCCUAUAGACGCAAGCGUAGUGUAACACUAGAGGGACCAUUUGCAUAGAGUGUAUCAAAUAUACUUGCACCUAAACCAGCAUUAUUAACCAGCCAAAAGUGAUGCCAACCAAUGAAAAAGGGGCACUUAAACAGGAAGAUAAUCUUUUAUUUCUGUAUUCAAUGGUCUUUAAGGAUUUAUGAGGCACUUUUGUUUACUUACUGAUUUUAUUUUACAAAAUGAACUUAGAAACUUGACAAACUGUUUUAAACUUUUACUCCAACACUUGCAUUGUUUUCAAAACAAAGGCAACAUGCAAGGUCAACUAUCUUGCACGUUGAACUAUCCUGGACAUUUGAAAGCAGGCAAACAGUCUGUGAUCACUCAAGUGCUGCAAAGCUGAACACACAUUCAGCCAGGGGCCUUGCUCUGAUCAUUCUGCACAUCAUCAUUCCUACUCGUAUUGGUGGCAGUGAAGCCACAGAAUGCAUUCUAACAUCACAACAUUCUUGUUAUACCUGUACACACCUAUCUUCCAUCUGUCCUGCUCUUCCCACUGCAGGCAUUUACAUAUCAUUGCCUGGAAAACAAAAGCACACGUAUCUGAGCUCUUGGUUUCUUGGUUUCACUCCUUCCUUGCCAAUUGCUUUCCACUUUUGGCAUUAUGGACAUUCAGCAUCCUCUGCCCCAAUCCCCUAGUCUGUGUUUGCCAAAUUUCAAUUGGUGCUCUGUGUGCAUGGGCGGCACAGAUGGGGAAUUGCUCAUUGGACAGGGUGGGCCUCUGUUACUACUACUUAAUAUGCCCUGCCUUUUACAUCGUGUAGUUCUCUGGAUUUAUAGGGGAAAAAUGCAUGUAAUUAUUUUUUUUAUUGACUGGAUAUUCUGAGCCACCUUACUUUGGUUUUCUUAGAGGUAGGAGCCUUGUGCUCGCCACUGCCUGUUAAUUGUUUUGCCUCGAUUGUGUAAUGGUUAUAAAGACUGCUAUUUUUUUGUCAUUAUGAAUAUUGUGACUAUUGUCAGUGUUUCCUCAAGAGGGCACUGUGGAGACUGUCUCAAAAUUCCACCUCAGCUGCCCUUAAAACACCUCAAAUCUUGUCUGAUGGCCAGAGCCCCCUUAACGUUGAAAGGGAUUGUGAGAAAAGAGGUCAGACGAGUUUGAUUUUAAAAUUGUAUUUAUGAACUUGCGUAAUCAGAAUGCCUUUGUACGCCGUUUUACUGAUCCUUCAUUGUGUCCAAGGUGACUUGUAUAUAUAAAUAUAUAAUAUUUACAUGUUAUAUUUUGGCCCAACACGCGCGGGGCCUUUUCACUCUUGCGGCCAGUGUUUUACUGCUUGUUCUGUACUCGACAAAUACCAGUCUGGGGAUAUUUCCUGGGCACCACUAAAACCAGAUGCAGUUCUUCACUUGCCGAAGCCACAAAAGCACCUUGCAAAGGGGAGACACAAAAAUUUGCAGUCACCCUAGAAAUGUAUCGUGGACACAGGAGAGUCUCCACACAGCCUCACGGUCUGUCAAAGCAAUAUUGAAGCCACUGAUCAAGAACAGUCCUUCUCAUAGCACUUCCCAAUAGAUAUGAAUGAAAUGACAUGGAAGCAUGUUAUUGUGGCUCUGUGUGUGAUAGUAUUGGAACUCUGUUGGGGAGGGUUAUUUUUUAAUAAAAAUAAAAUUUGUUUUUUUAAAUUU
This is a messenger RNA of Gambusia affinis (western mosquitofish), 5182 nucleotides long. RefSeq names its product argonaute RISC component 1 (gene ago1). Lineage: Eukaryota; Metazoa; Chordata; Actinopteri; Cyprinodontiformes; Poeciliidae. The record is from RefSeq and is a predicted model, not a curated record. Bases 113 to 2689 code for a protein of 858 amino acids. The transcript has 19 exons. Gene Ontology annotation, molecular function: RNA binding; protein binding.